AUGCCAGCCGAACGUCUCAAAAUCGCCAUCGCCGGCGGCGGCAUCGCCAGCCUCUGUCUCGCCCAUUCCCUCACGACCAAACACCCCCAAUGGUCCGUCAAGAUCUUCGAAGCAAGCCCCCAAAUUCGAGACGAAGGCGCCGCGAUCGGACUCGCGACCAACGCCCAAGAAGCUCUGGGACUCAUCUCGCCGAGUCUGAGGGAGGCGUUGGAUGAGGCGGGGGGCGUGCCUUGUGUCCCGGCUGUGAGGAUUAUGGUUGGAACGGGAAAAAAUUCUGGUCUCCAUGUAGGCGACGUCCCGCAGCCCACGCCGCAGAUCACCGUCCACCGCACGGCAUUUUGGAACGCUCUGCGGCAACGAAUCCCAGACGACGUCCUCCAGCUAGGCAAGAAACUCGCCUCCAUCACCUCCAACAACCCCAACUCCAACUCCGAACACCACCCCAUAACCCUCACCUUCACCGACUCCACCACCGCCACCGUCGACGCCCUCAUAGGCUGCGACGGUAUCAACAGUACCGUGCGCCUGCACGUCCUCGGGCCGGCGUACGCACCCGUCUACACGCAGGGUUAUAACCACCGGGUCGUAGUCCCCCUCGCGGAGGCGGAGGAGGCGUUCGGGAAGGAGUACUGUAGUCUGCGCACGCAGUAUGGAUGGAUUGGGGAGGGAGGGUUCUUGCUGACGGAUCAUUGUGAUCAGGGGAGGAGUAUGCAGGUCAUUGCGGGGUGGAGCGAUAGGGGGCCUUGGCCGUACGAGCUGCCUUGGGUGGAGUGGGAUCGGGAACGGCUGAAGAGGGAUUUGGAGGAUUGGGGGGAUGUUGGGAGGGCGAUGUUGAAGAUCUUCCUCCGCCAACCCACCCUCCACGCCGCCGCCGGCCGCAUCCACCCCCCAACGCCAACCUACAUCUCCCCCUCCGGUCACAUCUGCCUCGCCGGCGACGCCGCGCAAUCCUUCCCUCCCUUCCUCGGCGCCGGAGCAGGCCAAGCGAUCGAAGACGCCUUGCUCCUCUCCACCGUGCUAGGCCUCGUCGAAACCCCUGAGGACAUCCCCCGUGCGCUGGGAGGGUACGAUGGGAUUCGCCGGCCGAGGCGGAGUGCGAUUGCCGAGGCGAGUAUGCGCGCUGCGAGGCUGAUGACGGGGAGGGAUCCGGAUGUGGGUGUUGAUCCGGAGAGGAUUCGGGAGAGGUUGUCCGUGUGGAAGACGGAGGUCUUUGCGGUUGAUUUGGAGGGGCAGCAGAGGGAGGCGAGGGAGAGUCAUUGUGCCAUGAAGACAUUACCAUGGUAA
This is a messenger RNA of Zasmidium cellare ATCC 36951, 1284 nucleotides long. RefSeq lists its product as uncharacterized. The coding region runs from base 1 to 1284 and encodes 427 amino acids. Gene Ontology annotation, biological process: secondary metabolite biosynthetic process. The transcript has 4 exons. The record is from RefSeq and is a predicted model, not a curated record. Gene Ontology annotation, molecular function: FAD binding. NCBI's taxonomy places the organism in Eukaryota, Fungi, Ascomycota, Dothideomycetes, Mycosphaerellales, Mycosphaerellaceae.